Molecule: messenger RNA, 2632 nt
Organism: Ochotona curzoniae (black-lipped pika)
Lineage: Eukaryota; Metazoa; Chordata; Mammalia; Lagomorpha; Ochotonidae
Gene: UBAP1
Product: ubiquitin associated protein 1
Exons: 7
Coding region: 184-1683 (499 amino acids)
Biological process (GO): ubiquitin-dependent protein catabolic process via the multivesicular body sorting pathway
Cellular component (GO): ESCRT I complex
Molecular function (GO): ubiquitin binding
Source: RefSeq, a predicted model, not a curated record
AAACUGGUGCUGGCUACGGUGACGACCUGGCCCGGGGCAGGCAGAGUUGGAGGUGGUGGAGUUCGCUUUCCCUAGGGGCUGUCGGGAGCUCUCGGGGUGGGGGACUGAGCCUGGAAGGCCGGCCGGUGCCAGCACCUUUGGGCUUGCGGGACGGCGGUGGCUGCAGCGUCGUUCAGGUUAUAAAUGGCUUCUAAGAAGUUGGGUGCAGAUAGUCAUGGGACUUUCAGUUACCUUGAUGAUGUCCCAUUUAAGAUAGGAGACAAAUUCAAAACACCAGCUAAAGUUGGUCUACCUAUUGGCUUCUCCUUGCCUGAUUGUUUGCAGGUUGUCAGAGAAGUACAGUAUGACUUCUCCUUGGAAAAGAAGACCAUCGAGUGGGCCGAGGACGUUAGGAAGAUCCAGGACGCCCAGCGGGAAGCAGAACGCAAGGCUGAGGAGGCGGAAGCUAAAGUCAAUUCCAAGAGUGGCCCAGAGGGCGAUAACAAAAUGAGCUUCUCCAAGACUCAAAGUAUAGCCACAAUGCCACCUCCUAUUAACCCCAUCCUUGCCAGCCUGCAGCACAACAGCAUCCUCACUCCAACCCGGGUCAGCAGUAGUGCCACGAAGCAAAAAGCCCUCAGCCCCCCACACACAAAGGCAGAUUUCAAUCCUGCCGACUUUGAGUGUGAAGAGGACCCAUUUGAUAAUCUGGAGUUAAAAACCAUUGAUGAGAAAGAAGAGCUGAGAAACAUUCUAGUAGGAGCCACGGGACCCAUUAUGGCUCAGUUAUUGGACAGUAACUUGCCCAGAGGUGGCUCCGGGUCCGUGUUACAGGAUGAGGAGGUCCUGGCAUCCUUGGAGCGGGCAACCCUAGAUUUCAAGCCUCUUCACAAACCCAAUGGCUUUAUAACCUUACCACAGUUGGGCAACUGUGAAAAGAUGUCGCUGUCUUCCAAAGUGUCCCUCCCCCCGAUUCCUGCAGUAAGCAAUAUCAAAUCCCUAUCCUUCCCCAAACUUGACUCUGAUGACAGCAAUCAGAAGACAGCCAAACUGGCAAGCACUUUCCACAGCACAUCCUGCCUCCGCAGUGGCACGCUCCUCAACUCCUUCAAGCCUUCCACCCAAAGCAGUGCCAGUGAGCUCAAUGGGCAUCAUACCCUUGGGCUUUCAGCUUUGAACUUGGACAGUGGCACCGAGGUGCCCACCCUUGCACCCUCCCAGACGCCUUCCCACUCAGUCUUGUCUGUGUGCACAGAAGAGUCAUCACCUCCACAGGCAGGCUCCGCGGUCGCCCCUCCUAAUUUCUCAAUGUCACAAGUGCCCAGCUGCCCCCAGGCCUACUCUGAGCUGCAGACAUUGUCCCCCAGUGAGCGGCAAUGUGUGGAGACAGUGGUCAACAUGGGUUAUUCCUACGAGUGUGUCCUGAGAGCUAUGAAGAAGAAAGGAGAGAAUAUUGAGCAGAUUCUCGACUAUCUCUUUGCACAUGGACAACUUUGUGAGAAGGGCUUCGACCCUCUGUUGGUGGAAGAGGCUUUGGAAAUGCACCAGUGUUCAGAAGAAAAGAUGAUGGAGUUUCUUCAGUUAAUGAGCAAAUUUAAGGAAAUGGGCUUUGAACUGAAGGACAUUAAGGAAGCGUUGGUAUUACACAACAAUGACCAGGACAAUGCUUUGGAAGACCUCAUGGCCCGGGCAGGAGCCAGCUGAGACUUGGCCCUGCCACGGAACCAGCACCCCCAGGAAACCCUGCAGAGCCCACCUGUGGGAAGGCGAAGGGGCACAAACUGCUGAAUUUUCCUUUGGGCUUAGCGCGUCAGGUGUGGAGACUGUGCUUGACAGUGUCCGAGUAGGGCCUGAGCUGGAGAGAAAGGGCAGGAAUGGGUGUGUGAGCGCUCCUAGAACUGGCCUGGCUCCUUCUAUCUUACAUGUAUUUAUAUUUUGAGAAGUGUCCUUCCCCCCUUGGCCCUCCAGAAAGUCUACCUUUGUCUUUUCUGGGGUUUUCUGUGGUUAGCCCUGGCCUGGCUGCCAAGAGGCGUCCAGGAGAAGGGGUGAGAGGGCCAAACUCAGUGCUGCUCUGGGAUUAGAUCUGCCCUGUCCCCACAGUGGUGGACUGAACUCUAAUCCGUGUUGAGUGCAAGUGAAAUGUUCCUCUGGAGUUUCCUUUCCCCCUCACCGAGGUCUCUUAGUGUUACACUGGUUCUGCGAUGUCUGAGGUGUGAAGGAUGCGCUUUUCUCCAGGGGCCCCGAGUUGAAAGCAUCCCCAGCCGGCAGUUGCUGGAUGGGUACCAUGCUGGUGUGGUUGGGCCAGUCUCUGCUGCCCAAGGCUGUAGAGCCCCCAUUGUGGGAAGCAGCCAUCAGUUUGAUCCUUGGCCCCUUUCCUGCACAUUCGGUGGGUGGGACAGCAGGCCAUGGUGGGAUUGCCCAAUACUAACUGCACUUCCGUUCUCCCUGGACAGCAUCUCCCUGCGGCCCACUGCUUUAGAAUGACACAAUUAGUAACACCUAGUCAUAAAAAUCAGUCUCUUUGGUUUGUUUUGUAUUAUGUUGAACAUCAUUAAAAACCUAAAUACAAAGAAUAUACAGUCUUGAAUCUAAAAUAAUUUGCUAACUAUUUUGAUUCUUCAGAAGAGUACUACUAAUAAAAAUCUAAAAGGUU